UUUUUCAGUCGCAAAAAGUUUCCGCAAAUUUCCUCGAACCCUCUCUCCCGGCCCUCCUCCCUCCCCGAAUGACCUGUCGCAGAACACGGCAGCUUCGUCUGGCUUUCUCAGCUCAGUUUGGAUCAGAUCAAAUGAUAAGAUGAAAAAUGCAAAACUGCCCACGAUCGGACCGUCCAUUUUCUUAUCACAGCACAAUCUUAAACUCCCGGUCCCACCUGACCAAGCUUUCCCCCCAACGCAAUAUCUCUUUCACACAAAUGCCACCUCUCUUGCCUCUGCUCUGCAGCACUACAUCAACUCGGAUAACCCCUCCCCUGGCCGAAAGAUACAUUCCCAUAUUCUUAAAACUGGGUUCAGGACCAAUACAAAUAUCUCCAUCAAACUCCUCAUUUUGUACUUGAAAUGUCGCUGCCUGAAAUAUGCACGCCAAGCGUUCGAGGAAUUACCUCAAACAACGCUUUCUGCUUAUAAUUAUAUGAUCGGUGGAUAUAUCAAACAUGGAAAAGUUGAAGAAUCACUUGGUUUAGUUCGUAGACUGGUUUUUUCUGGGGAAAAGCCUGAUGGGUUUACUUUUUCUAUGCUUUUAAAGGCAUCUACUUGUGCUUGUCAUGUGCCUUUGCCGUGUAGUUUAGGAAGAUUGGUGCAUGCUCAGAUACUGAAAUCUGCUAUUGAGCUGGAUGAUGUUCUUUAUACAGCGCUCGUUGACUCCUAUGUUAAGAAUGGGAAGGUUACUUACGCUAGGACUGUGUUCGAUAUGAUGCUGGGAAGGAAUGUAAUAUGCUCAACAUCGAUGAUUUCAGGGUACAUGAGUCAAGGUUCUAUUGAGGACGCUGAAGAUAUAUUCAGGAAGACGGUGGAAAAAGACGUGGUGGUAUACAAUGCGAUGAUUGAAGGUUACAGCAAAUCGAUUGAAUAUGCUAGCAGGUCGCUUGAGGUUUAUAUUGGCAUGCAACGGUUGAGCUUUUGGCCUAAUAUCUCUACAUUUGCUAGUGUGAUCGGGGCUUGCUCUGUGUUGACAGCAUUUGAAACUGGCCAACAAGUUCAGAGUCAACUGAUGAAGACUGAAUUUUUCUCUGACAUUAAGUUGGCAAGUGCUGUCAUAGACAUGUAUUCUAAAUGUGGAAAAAUUGUGGACGCACGAAGAGUUUUUGACCACAUGACAGAAAAGAAUGUAUAUUCAUGGACUUCCAUGAUUGAUGGAUACGGGAAGAAUGGAUAUCCUGAUGAAGCACUUGACCUCUUUAGCAAGAUGCAAAAGGAAUACCACAUUGAACCCAACUACGUUACAUUCCUUGGUGCUCUAUCUGCUUGUGGACAUGCUGGGCUAGUUGAUAAAGGCCGGGAGAUCUUUGAAAGCAUGGAGAGAGAUUACUCGAUGAAACCAAAGAUGGAGCAUUAUGCUUGCAUGGUUGAUCUCUUAGGCCGUGCCGGCAGUUUAAAGAAAGCAUGGGAGUUUGUAAUAGGGAUGCCCGAAAAGCCCAAUUCUGAUGUUUGGGCUGCUCUGCUUAGUUCGUGUAGGCUGCAUGGUGAUGUUGAGAUGGCAAACAUAGCUGCCAAUGAACUUUUUAACUUGAAUGUUGAUGGUCGGCCUGGGGCAUAUGUUGCACUAUCCAAUACUUUGGCAGCUGCCGGGAAAUGGGACAGUGUUAGUGAACUCAGGGAGAUAAUGAAGUUCAAAGGGAUAUCCAAAGAUACUGGCUGGAGUUGGGUUGGGACUGAUAGUGCUUUAUAAGCUUUCAGAUUCACAUGGCG
Messenger RNA from Juglans regia (Persian walnut), 1752 nucleotides. Its product is annotated as pentatricopeptide repeat-containing protein At1g28690, mitochondrial. Gene Ontology annotation, molecular function: RNA binding; protein binding. The coding region runs from base 140 to 1732 and encodes 530 amino acids. Gene Ontology annotation, biological process: RNA modification. The transcript has a single exon. NCBI's taxonomy places the organism in Eukaryota, Viridiplantae, Streptophyta, Magnoliopsida, Fagales, Juglandaceae. The record is from RefSeq and is a predicted model, not a curated record.